AUGGGUAAAUCAUCACAAUAUGGCGUCAUUCUUGACGCUGGUUCCUCAGGGACUCGAGUAUACAUCUACAAGUGGAAGAAUCACGCCAAAGCGACCAAGGAUGCGUCGGCUGCCGAGCUCAGGUCUCUCCCAAAGAUCAAGCUCAAGGAAAACAAGAAGAUCCAUCCUGGCGUUUCGAGUUUUGCAGAGAAGCCUGCGCAAAUCGGUCCCGAUCAUCUGCAGCAACUGAUCGAUAUCGCUCUCGACGAAGUCCCCGACAGCAAGAUUUCCGAGACCCCCGUUUACCUCAUGGCAACGGCAGGCAUGCGAUUGCUACCAAAGCCUCAGCAGUCGGCACUCCUCAAAUCAAUGUGCACCUACUUGCAGUCGAAUACGAAUUUCAUUCUUCCGAAUUGUGAUGCCCAUAUUCAGGUUAUCACUGGUGAAACCGAGGGUCUGUACGGCUGGAUAGCGGCGAAUUAUUUGCUGGGCGGUUUCGAUCACCCUGAGGAGCACGACCAUGGCAAGAAUCAUCACACCUACGGCUUCCUCGAUAUGGGUGGCGCAUCUGCUCAGAUUGCCUUUGCUCCAAAUGCAACUGAAUCCGCAAAGCACGCAGAUGAUCUGAAGAUUGUGCGCAUGCGAACACUCGAUGGAUCACCAUCCGAAUACAAAGUCUUCACUGCAACCUGGCUCGGGUUCGGUGCCAAUCAAGCCCGCAGCCGUUAUAUCGAACGUCUACAAGAACACUACAAUACUGACUCUACCCACGAGCUGCCUGAUCCCUGCAUGCCUAAUGGCUUGCGAACUACCCUAGACGGUGAACUUGUUGAAUCAAAGUCGGAUAAGACAGUUUUGGUUGGCACAGGAAAGUUCGACGAAUGUUUGACGGUAACCUAUCCUCUACUGGGCAAAGACAAGCCCUGCGAAGACCAGCCCUGCCUUGUCAAUGGCCAGCACGUACCCGGUAUCGACUUCGAUAUCAAUCACUUCGUUGGUGUUUCGGAAUAUUGGCAUACAACUCAUGGUGUCUUUGGCGGAAAACACAAGGCUUACGAUCUGGCGACAUAUCAAAACAAUGUCAUGGAAUUCUGCAGUCGCGAUUGGUCAGACAUUGAGGGAGAUCUUGACAAACGCAAGAAAUCACCGGAAAAGAAGGCAGCCGAGGCCCGUUUAGCUUGUUUCAAGGCAUCGUGGCUGAUUAAUAUGCUCUAUGACGGAAUUGGCAUCCCUCGUGUUGGUCUCGAAGGUAGUGCAGCCAACGACACUAUUAAGGACGAUGGUGAGAAGUCAUUUAACGACCCUUUCAGGCCGGUGGACACAAUCGAUGGCAUCGAGUUAAGCUGGACUUUGGGCAAAAUGGUCCUAUACGCUGCCGGACAAGUUCCUCCCUCCGGUUCCGAGCUGCCUGUUGGCUUUGGAAGCAAUGUGGACAAGGGGAUAGCGAAGGACUUUGAGCACGCUGGCUCUUCACCUAUCGCUCCCCACACAGGUAACGACGACGAUGACGAUGACCUGGAAGAUCUUCUGAAAAAGCCUGGAAAGUCAACCGGUGGGCUCGUCGCAUUUGUUCUGAUAAUUCUGUUGGUCGCCUAUUUGCUCCGCAAGCCUGAGCGAAGAAGAAAGAUAUUCAGCAUGCUUAGCCGGCGAAAGCGAUCAGGGAAAUCAGGCCGAGGCUCCUCUCUUGUCCAAAAACUCUUCGGACGAAACUUAGGGCCAUCUUAUGAGAGAGUAAUGGAGGAGGGUGACUUCUCUGAUUUCGAAUUGGGCGAUGUCGAUUCGGAUGAACACGACCAUUCGGAUAGCAGUAGUAAUGGUUCGCGAAAGGGACGAGCAUCGGGUCUAGCGACACCUAGUAUCUCUGCAGGCCGUGCGGACGAACUCACCCGCCCUCCGUCAGCAAUGGAUCGUGCCGGACUUGUAGUGCGGACUGAAAGUCGAGAACGGCUCUCGCCCUCACUGUUGAGUGCUGGCCGAAAGAGCCGCAACGGUAGCCCAACUCGUGCGAAGAGUCCAUUCAUGUCGCCUGUACGGGAAGAUUGA
Messenger RNA from Fusarium proliferatum ET1, 2022 nucleotides. RefSeq lists its product as uncharacterized. Gene Ontology annotation, molecular function: nucleoside diphosphate phosphatase activity. Bases 1 to 2022 code for a protein of 673 amino acids. Gene Ontology annotation, biological process: nucleoside diphosphate catabolic process. The record is from RefSeq and is a predicted model, not a curated record. Lineage: Eukaryota; Fungi; Ascomycota; Sordariomycetes; Hypocreales; Nectriaceae. Gene Ontology annotation, cellular component: membrane. The transcript has 2 exons.